GGCACUUAUCGUUAUCGAGAGCCAGCGCACACACAGUGCAAAAGAGUUCGCGAAAAAACCUGGACAAAAAGCCAAAUUGAAGCAAGUCGAGCAGUUUGAGGAAGCAGGAGAUCCCCGUUGACCAGUGCCGUGGAGUGCUCUAACCACCGUGGCCGUGGAGGCACCGAGAAGCCAACGAAACGCUCGCCAGUGGAGUUCUCCCAUCUUCCACCUCCUCCAACUCCGUCUUGGGGGCCGAAGAAAAUCAGCAGAGACUUCCAGACGAGCAGCGCGGGCAGCGGGGACUGGCACUGGCCUGCUGAGUUAAGCGAGGAAGUAAACAAAAGGAUUGGAUUCCGGGUCUGGGUUGGAAGAACGGGGCGUGGCUCGCUUACCAGGCGGGUUGGCAAACAGAACCGAAGGUGGCAACAAGUAGGCGGCAGGCAUGGACGUGUCCCUCACCGAGCCCGAGACGCGCUUUUACAGUGAGUUGUUCCAAUGCUGCGACGUGGAGAAGACGGGCAAGGUGCCCAUGCUAAAGGCCACUGAGCUCUUCCGCUCGGCAGACAUCGCCAAUGAGACGGUGAUUGAGAUAACCGGUCUCGCGGGGAUUCCUCCCACGGCACUGCACAUCUCGCGGGCGCAGUUCUACUCAUGCCUAAAGCUGAUCGCCGCCCACCAAGCGGCCAUGCCCCUGCGCCAGGAGCUGAUUUUGGCAACAUUUUCUCUACCACUGCCGCACUUUAGCUGGAAGGAGGCUGUCACAGCUCCGGUGGCGGUUGAAAAUGGAUUGGCGGCCUUGCCCCCGCCGCCACCCACGGAUCGCAGGAAUUCGCUGCGUCGUAACUCCCAACAGGAGCAGCUGCAGGACACCUCUGAUGUGCCCAGCACCGACUCCGAAGUGGAGCAAAACGAAUCCGUAGACGAGGCGGCGGGCCACGGACGCGGCACAGAUGGUAGUGGGGUCGUCAGCAGCAGCAGUCGCGAGAAUGUCGUGCGACGCCGCGGGGGCGGUGCUGCUGGUGGAUCUCCGGAAGCAUGGAGCACUAAUAGUGACAGCCCCACCCCCACCAAUAGCGUAGCCGAGCGUCCCUGGGCGCAAGACACCCUCUGGCAGGGAUUGUUGGGCGACGAGCACCGCCAGCUACUGGGCACGGAGGAGGAGUCCUCCGACCGCCACAGCAGCGACGACGAGGACAACGAGAGUGAACUGGUUACUAUCUACCAGAUAACCCCGGAGCAACGCGAAUACUAUAACAAGCAGUUCCGGGCGGUGCAAAGGGAUCCGCAUGGCCUGCUCUCAGGUCAGGCAGCUAGGAACUUUUUUGAAAAGAGCCGCAUUCCUGUGGAGGAGUUGCGUCACAUCUGGCAAUUGUGCGACGUCACCCGUGAUGGAGCGCUUAGCCUGUCUGAGUUUACGGCCGCCAUGCAUUUGGUAGUUCUGAGACGAAACAACAUUCCGUUGCCUCAAAGUCUGCCCCACUGUCUGCACCCUAACGUGCUCCAAGCGGCUGCGGCUGCGGCUGGCAGUGGACAGAGAGUAACCUCCUCAUCGUCAGCUGCGCUGCCUCAGGAGCCGCCUGAGGCUGAUCUCCUGCACCUAAAUGACGACGAUGAAGACGACCACACGGACAAUACGAUCAUAGCCGGAAAUCUCAGCGGCGGCAGUUCCACCAGCAAGCCGCGUCCCAAUGUGCCCAGCGAUAAGAACAUCAUGAAUCUGAGCAGCAUUUCCACAUCCUCUCAGGCUAGCAACAGUUCCAGGCGAGAGGCUACACCGCAAAAUUCCCUAUCUAAGAACCGCAGCAUCUCAAACUCACCGAGUGCGGAAAAAUCAGUGCCGGGAGCUGUUUCGUCUACGGCAAACGCUGUAGACUCGAGCAACGCUUCCAGCCAGUGGACAAAGUUCAGCGAAUCUCCUACUACAAGUGCUGCACCGGUGCAGUCUACCACUGGGGCAGCACCAGUUGUAGCCACCGGAGCAGCCGCUCCUUCUGCCUCUAGUCCUGGGCUUAAGCCAGCCCUCUUUGACAUGAAGCGCUCUGCUCAGGACGUGGUUUCUAAUCCACAGAUCCUGCACCCAGUGCCGCUAAGAGUGACGCCCAUAGGGUCCGCCAUUGCCUCCUCCGCCGAGUCAUCUAACGACACCGAGAGCGUUGUGGUUCUGCGCGAGGAUAGUCCGAAGGCCAUCUCAUCGACCACGCUCAAUAAUCAGUCAUCCGGAUCUGCUGUUUUAACCGGAGUAUCGGCAGUCGCUGGCUCCCAUCGUGAUAGCAGUGAUCUGCGUGCCAUCCAACGGCCCCAGGCAAAAAAGCUGCCGGCCAAAAACAGUGCAUUGCCACCGCCACCGCAACGAGAGCCCAGCAUCGGAUCUAGCGGUCCAAGUGAGCCGCAGGAGCCCCAGGCCACUUAUAUGGCGUCAUUGGUGGCGUCCAAAAAGGACCCACCGCCCCUGCCACCACCAAGGCCACAUCGCCAUGCGCGAAGCAGCAGCUUGGACUUAAACAAGUUCAAAAUGGGCGCAACGGGCGGUGCCCAGCAGGCGGAGAUCACUGCGCAGGCCAGCUUCGAUAUGCAAACCUCAACGGGGUUUGCCGAUUUCACGCACUUUGCCGACGAAGGCGCCGCGAACGUCGUGGACGAGCAGCAGCUACACUCUUUGCCGCCGGCAGCUCCUCCUCCGCAAGCUGCAGUAGUGCCGCCCACGAGAAUUACCCUUCAGCAAGCUCAUCAGCGUGUUUCUGCCUUCGAGGUUUAUCGGAAGCCACAGACGCCUCGCGGAUCGCAGUCGCCACCCCAGCAGCCUCCACCGCCGGCCCCAGCUGUGGGACUGGCCACACAAUCCGGUCAGCUUCCCAGUGCCGAGAGCUUUGAAAAGCGGGUGACUGCCAUAAGCGACUCGCUACGCCACGUAACCUUCAAACAGGGUCAGACUAACACAACGGAGGUGUUGCAAAGACUGCGCGAGCAGAACAACUCACUGCUUCACCUCUGCAAUGAUUUAAGCGACGAACUGUUGAGCGUUCAGACGAGGAAAGAGGAGAUGCGACUGAAAUUGGAGGGACUUGGUGCCGGUGAUAAUACUGGUCGAACGAGCUCCUCGGUAUCCGGUCCGGUGACAGCGAACGUAACCGGUGGAUCCUCUGGUUCGGCAGGAGCUGCUUACACCAACGUUUAAGCAGCAAAAAAAAAUGUUUACUAGGGUGAAUCGAUUUGUUUUUGGACAACUUGUGAGCUUCUUUUGCCUACGUACUCACAUCUAUAAUUGCUAUCCUUGAAGCUAACAUUUAAAAAUCCUUACAAUUUGUUCCACUUUGUUUUUUAAUUUGUUUCUCAAUUGUCCUUUGAGCUAAUUGGUUGGUAAAUUUCAUAAAAGCAAUUUUGUUUUCUAAAAAAUGAACUAUAUCCUUAUCCAAAAUGAAAUAUAUCCUUGGUCGGAACAAGUUAUAUUCUAAUUAAAAUUUUUAAAAUUUUUGUAGUGCAAUUCUAAGCAAAAACCCGUUUUUUCCAUUCAAACAAAUCGGUCCACCCUUACUGUUUUUUACUUAUUUUUUUGUCUGUAUGUUGCAAGCACAAUUUACUAAUCAGGGUGUUUAUACAGCGAUAGGACUGGGCAAAUGCUUGAGUAAGCACCAAAAUUUCCGACAAAUCGUUUCAUAUUUCGGAAAAUGUUUACGCAGUUUGUGGGCAAACAAGAUCUGCCAGCUUCAGCAAUUCCAGUGUUCAUAUUGCUAACUCAAGGCUCGCUCAGUUCUCUCUGCUAGAAACACCAACGGUGGAUCUGAUCCAGCGUCCGUUUAUGCAUUGAAGUUGCUAAUUUAAUUUGUAGGCUAGUUAAAUCUCAAGAACACAAACAAAUCAUGCGAGAACAACAACAAUAAUGCCGCCUCUAUAGAUAUUUAUGCAGAUCGAUUUAUAUAUAUAUGUAUAUUAGAGAUAUAUGUAUAUGCGCUUCUCCUAAUUGUUACGAGUAAAUGACAAACCGUUCUUUCGCUUGACAGCCACCCGUAUCUCACCCUCACCCUAGUGAUUAAUGAAACUGCCACAAAGUGGUCCAAUCCCAGCUGUAAUAUUUCCUGCUGCGAAGGCAUUUUACUUUCCAAUUUGCUAUUGAUUAAUGUUUUGUGUAUGCCUCGAAAAUGUCCCCUUCUAUUCAUUCCGGCAAUGAAAACUAACCAAGAAACAAAACAAAAGCACUAAAACGAUCCUAAAAAUUAAAAAGCCAGGCUUAAUGUUUAAGUAUUAAAAAGUCAAAGGUAAAAAUUCGAUAACAAAAUCAUUUCCUUGAAAGCUAAGCUUAGGUUUUUCAAAAAGUAUAUAUGUAUUAAUAUAUUUUCUAUCUGUAUAGUGUACCCAAAACACGAACUACUUGAUAUUAUGUACAUUUACCAAAAUUUUUUCUACGACUAACGGGAGAGGAAUUAAGAUCGAAACAGGAGACAAAUUUAGUUUACCCGGACCACUGGAUGUGUACGUAUAUGCUCACUUCGAAUUUAUGAGAUAAACCGGCAUAUAUCACUUCUUUUGCAUACUUAAGCCACUAGAUGUAUGAGUUUGUAUGCAACCUGUUAAACAUUUUCAAAGAUCUAUAACACACAAUCACACGAAAAACAAAACAAACAAAAUGUAAUGAAAAGAAAAGAAAAAAGUGAUAUUGAAACACUAUGUAAACAUAUUAUUACGUAGCAGCGUAAUCAAUGUGUAUUGUUUUGAUGGAUAUACAUCUCUAUGAAUAAAGAUAAAUGUAUUAAGUUGAUGUUAAAAUGCAAUAAAAAUGAAAGUGCAUCGAAA
Messenger RNA from Drosophila biarmipes, 4770 nucleotides. It is a transcript of the gene Reps, whose product is annotated as ralBP1-associated Eps domain-containing protein 1. Bases 425 to 3157 code for a protein of 910 amino acids. Gene Ontology annotation, biological process: endosomal transport; endocytosis. Gene Ontology annotation, cellular component: plasma membrane; cytoplasm. Lineage: Eukaryota; Metazoa; Arthropoda; Insecta; Diptera; Drosophilidae. The record is from RefSeq and is a predicted model, not a curated record. Gene Ontology annotation, molecular function: calcium ion binding; protein binding. The transcript is spliced from 7 exons.